AUUUGAAGUGACCCUUUGUAGGUCGCUCAUGGCGCAAGGUUUCGUUGUUGUUGGUCUUGAUUCACGGCAUUGUGCUCUCAGUUAUCUGACUGUUUUCAUACAGCUGCUGUGUUAUUACUAAUAGUUGUCAAUCCUUUUCAGUAACAAGCGUAAGUCUACUUUGUGCCUGCUCAGUUGUCUGCUCACUUAAAACUCACUGUGCUUUCGUCUUCCGGAUUCUCUCACGCUACUGUUCACUCUUCCAGUGCAUAACAUACAACCACGGUAAACACGAAUCUGCCAAAGACCUAACUUUACAUCGGAUGGCUGAUGGAAUUCGCGAUUCACCUCCCGGCCAUUUAGACUUAUCGGUUAUUAAUAGAGGUCAGAAAAUUAUUGAUGAAUUAAAAAACUCAGACUUUCCUUCGAAAUACGCGUACGUUUUCAAAUUUCUCAUAUUUAACACCCCAGACUCUAUGCUGCUGUUCUAACUGGCUUUCGUUCAGUUCGUCUGGCAGCUGAAUGGUAAUUUAAGUCUUGUAAUUGUUUCAGGAUAUCAUCCCGCCUAAAUGAUCCACUUUUCGUCAAAGAUUUUGAAGUCGACUUUCAUGUACUUCUGAGUCUGGGAGGAAACUUUGAAUCGGACGUCUCGUCCUUUUUGUCAGCUGCGCGAGUCGCUUUGGGAUGGGACUAUGUUUGUGAUCAUCGGGCACAAAUCCCUUUGCUUCAUCUGAGAGUCAAACCCCAUGAUGCACUUUAUUUGAAAUCCGUUUUCGUGAAAUCGUUCGGUCUGUCGAUCCCUCUUCUAGUGACUGAUGAAAAGCCCCUGGAGUUCUUAGUGAACACGGACACCUCUGUUGUAUGCAAAUUUUCCGACUCCAAGAUAUAUACUCUACUUCAAAAGCUUUCAGAAACCUUUCUUGAAAACUUGAAAAAAGCUGACGUAAACGUCUGCGUGGUUUCUAAUCCAGGCAAAUUAAAUUAUCCUUUCACAUUAGUCAGUGGUAUUAAUAAUGCUGAGAAAAAUUCAAUUUUGAUUCAACUAAUUGAAAUGCAUUUAUCUAAUCAUUACAUUAUUAACGAAUUCGACCAAUCGGUUAAUAAUCAGUUAAAAUUCUGUUUAUACUCACAUGAUCCUCGUCUGCGGGAUCCAAGUUAUGAGGUAUUUGAAAUGUUAACAGAUGUAGAAUUCUAUCCAUUUUCCCCACUAAUCAGUUCACAUAUCACUAAUGAUUGUAAUAAAAGCGGUGAUCAGAAAUCUUCAACUUUUAUUGCUUGUGAUACUAAAUUGACAGAUAGUUCAAAUGACAAUCAGUCACAGUGUGAUGUAUCUUUGAAUCAAGUCCCUGCUUGUGUAAUCAAUUCUCCUGGAUGCCGAGAACGUUUUCUAGAACAUUACGUUGGUGACUACAUAUUAUUGUUUGAUUCAGUUUCUCUUACUGAACGACAAGGAUGUCCAGUAGGAAUUAAUUUGUGCACUGGUGAGUCUGGUUUGUUUAACAUAUCUGCUGGUAGACGUAUACCACAAAGUCAAACUUGGACAUUACAUUGUUCCGUCCCACUAAACUUUACUUCUUCAGCUAAAUCAUGCUUCAAACAACAUUGCCCAACUAGUACAAAUAAUGUAAAUUAUAGUGAAGAAUUUAAAAAGUUAACAAGUCAAAAUUCAAGUGUUAUUGCAAAAAAUACAAAUUCAACUUGCCUUGUCCUAUCACCAUGUCUUUCAAAUUCAUCGGAAUAUUCCUCUUCCUUUUUUUCAUCAUCAUCAUCUUCUUCUUCUAGUGAUCCUGUAAAGAGUAAAUCAAGUGUACAAACAUCCAUAACAACCGAUAAUAAUAAUAAUAAUAAUACAGACAAACACAUAUCUGAUAAUCGAUGUGAUUCAUACUUCACUAGUGGUGCAAAUUCAACUUGUCAAAAUGAAUUUCAAUUAUCAUUAAAUAAUGAUGAAUUAAAUGAAGCUAAUUCUAAAUAUACUAAUAAUUAUCAAUCAACAGUUAAACGUCAUACUCAUAAUAAAUCAAGACAAAUCUAUGUUAUGCGACAUGCUGAACGUGUAGAUAUUAGUUUUGGUCAUGGAUGGAUUACUCAAUGUUUCAAUCAUAAAGGAGUUUAUCGUAGAUUUAAUUUAAACCUCCCACCUUGGCUACCUACUCGGGCGGAUUGUCUUGAAUAUAUUUUAGAUUCACCGAUUACCCAAAUUGGUUUAUUUGUAUCAGCUGAAACAGGUCGCGCUUUGGCAGAUGCUGGAGUUUAUUUCACAGCGUGUUAUUGUUCUCCAGCGUUUCGAUGUGUUCAAACUGCUUGUGAAUUAUUAAGAGCUAUGGGUCGUUCGGAUUUAUCAAUUCGUAUAGAACCACAUUUAUUCGAAUGGUAUGGUUGGUAUGUUGGUGGUUGUAUACCAAAAAUGAUGACUGUACAUCAAUUGAAACAAGCUGGUUAUAAUGUAGAUACAAAUUAUACACCACUUAGCUCAUACAAUGAUAAUGAUAAAUAUGAAUCUAUUCAAGGUUAUUGUGAUCGUACUGCUGUGUUAAUUAAGCGUAUUUUAAAUGUUCAUAAGUCGAAAGAUACUUGUUUAUUAAUUGUAGCCCAUGCAUCAUCAUUAGAUACUUGUACACGUCAUUUAGUAUGUCAUAAAUUUAGAAAUAAUUUAUCAUCAGAUGAAUUUCAUCAUCGUACAUCAAUUGUACCAUAUUGUGGUUUAUUAUUAGCACAAGAAAAUCGUCGAUGGAAUUUAAUUAAUCCACCAAUACCAAAUUCAUGUUCAUAUACAAGAAAUAUUGAUUUUGAUUGGAAACAAUUACUUGGACCAUCAUUAUGCAAUUUUAAAUUAAGAUAAAUAAUAAUAAUAAUGAAUUUUUUUUCUGGUUAGCGUUUUUUUUUUAGCGAGUUAGUUUUCUACGGGAUGCGGCCGCUAACCCUCAUGCCCAACUCUCCUCUUUUAUCUGAGCAUGGGACUGGUAGUAGCCCCCGGAGGGACUCCAGGCGGAGUAAAUAAUAAUACUAAAAUGAAUUAUAGAAAAUAGAAUUUAAUUCUUUUAUUCAUUUAUAAAUCUGCAUUUAAUUCAAUUUCUUGUUAACUGCCAUUUUAUUUCAUGGUUUUACAUAUCGUUUUUUUCUUCUUUUUUUUUGUUUUCAAUUUGGAUACAGCUUCAUAUUUGUGUUGUUAUUUUCUUUCUUUAUUUUAUUGUUGUUUUUUGUUUUUGCCGUUGCAUUUAUUCAUUCUUUUUGGUGUAUCUUUUAUUUUUAUUUUUUCCAAUAUUUUCGAUUAUAUAGAUCUUAAUGAAUACCUUUGAAAUGAGAAUUAUACAUGAGUAACAUUUUGUGUAUACAAUUCACAUAUUAUUUGUUUAUUGGAUCUGUAUAAAUCUGAUUGUUUACUUUCAGAAUAUUAUUCAAUGACUUGACUUAUAGUUUACAAUAUAUAGUACAUUUGAUUAGAUGAAAUGUGUUUACAGUUAUAACUAUAUAAUUUAUAAUGUUUCUUUUGGUACUUGACAAAUCUAUUUAAAAAGAAAAAAAGAUAUCUAUUUAAUAAUUUAUAUUUAAAAUAACCGCU
Messenger RNA from Schistosoma intercalatum, 3541 nucleotides. Lineage: Eukaryota; Metazoa; Platyhelminthes; Trematoda; Strigeidida; Schistosomatidae. The record is from the annotation of a GenBank genome assembly.